Fundulus heteroclitus (mummichog) is the source of this 1370-nucleotide messenger RNA. Its product is annotated as SPC25 component of NDC80 kinetochore complex. NCBI's taxonomy places the organism in Eukaryota, Metazoa, Chordata, Actinopteri, Cyprinodontiformes, Fundulidae. Gene Ontology annotation, cellular component: Ndc80 complex. Gene Ontology annotation, biological process: chromosome segregation. The record is from RefSeq and is a predicted model, not a curated record. Bases 137 to 826 code for a protein of 229 amino acids. The transcript has 7 exons.
AGAAGAAGAAGAAGAAGAAGAAGAAGAAUUCAAACUACGUCAUUUCCGGGUUUCAGGAACCGCCCACUGCGUACAGACCGCGGAUUUUUGAAAGCAACCAUUGAAGUCUAGCGAUAAAUGAUUCUGACAGAACAUCAUGGAAUCCAUUACCGACCCGACUAUAAGUGAAAGGUUCGCCAGUGCGAUGGAGGAGAUCCACAAUAAACACCUUGAAACAUAUGCAGACAUAAUUGACACGGCUGUGGAGUUGUCUCACAAUCACAGACAGUUUGUAAAUUUGGCACUUGAUGCUUGUUUGAAGAAAUAUGAAAAUGACGAGAAGCUGUUUGAGACAAUAAAGGAAAUACAGGGGGACCUGGAGCACAAAAAAAUGUCUCUGAAGGAGAAACGGCGCUCCGUAUCCGAGGUGAUGUCUGCAGUUGAUGAGAAAGAGUUCCAGAAAGAGGACAUUAUCCAGAAAAUUCAGAGACUCAAAGAAGACCAAAUGAAGAGAAAAGAGUUAAUUGAGUCUCAGCACAGAGCAAACAAAGACAGACUGAGAAAUAUCCAGAAAGCCACACUUGUUUUCCAGACACAUUUGGGGUUGGAGAUUCGGCCGAUCAAAGGUGAAAAGCUGCAGUUUGUUUUCCGAAACAUCAGUCUAUCUGACCCGGACAGCACUUUUGUCAUCACAAUAGGGAUAAAUGAAAACGGAUCCUACCAAUUUGUGUCCAGCGACCCAGUGCUCGAGUGCUUGCCAGUCUUGGAAAGCCGACUCCUGGAGACCAACAAUUUAGCUGCAUUCCUGGCAAACGUCAGAAAGGAGUUUACCUCUAAGGCAGUUUAGAAACGAUUGUUUCAGAAACCUUUGCUCCCAUGGUCCGUCUUUACCACCAUCACAUCCAAUAAUCAAAGAAAAUGUCUGUUUAUUUUCAUCUUCCAGGUUGAUCUGUGAAAUUCGUUUUUCUAUAGCUGUGGAUUUCUACCUAAAAACGGAUAAUUGAUCAUAAGGCAAAUUGGGAUUUAAAUUUCUGAGUGCUAGUUUUGCCUAAUUGAGUAGAGCUUGGGGAUUUUACAGUUUAAUACAAAUUUACAUGUUGGAAUUUCCCAACCUUGAAUUUUGACCGGAUUAAAAUCGCUGUCGGACCCCGGGCGAACUCCUGAAAAAUGUAAUCAGUCAUUUAUAUGUAAACAGUUUUUAUUUAUUAUUAUUUUUUUGUUUAAAAUCAGUGCUCAUUUUACAAACAGCAGGAACAUCAAUGCCCCUCCAUGUAUAUUGUUUUUUUUGCAUAUCAAUGUGAUAAACUACAUGUUCUUAAACUGUUCCCACCUUCUGACCUUGUACAUGAUGUAUUAUAAAUAAUAAAAAUAAACAUAUGAAAGUCCAUAAA